Molecule: messenger RNA, 1726 nt
Organism: Symsagittifera roscoffensis
Lineage: Eukaryota; Metazoa; Xenacoelomorpha; Acoela; Convolutidae
Product: protein sarah-like
Exons: 5
Coding region: 31-1086 (351 amino acids)
Biological process (GO): calcium-mediated signaling
Cellular component (GO): cytoplasm; nucleus
Molecular function (GO): calcium-dependent protein serine/threonine phosphatase regulator activity; nucleic acid binding
Source: RefSeq, a predicted model, not a curated record
AUUGUUCGUUGGCUUUUUUCAGUUGAGAAGAUGCAGGAUUGCGAUGAAGAUGAGUUUGAUGCUGAAGUACAGGCAAUAACGGAAAAUGCUGGUCAACUUCGAAGUAUUCAAGGUCAAGGAGACAAUAAUCUGGAGUCAUGGACGUUAGAUGAACUGGCAGAUUACCUACGAACCAAUCCCAUAUCUUUAAUGGCUCAAAAUGUUGCUCAAGAAGUUUUUGAAUCAGAAGACAAGAAAGUGGAAUUCGAAAAUUUGUUUCGCAAUUUCUGUGAGUCAUCUCCAAAUGAAGUGACUUUCAACUAUCUGAAGAGUUUCCGCAGGGUGCGGGUGAACUUUCCAGUGGGCUUUGAGGCCAUCUGCGCUAAAGUGGACCUCCAUCAAUCUCAGAUAUGUGGAUCAGAGACCAAUGUGUACCUGGCCGACCAACCUUUGCCAAAUAUGAAUGAGCCAGACUUUCUGGAAGUACCACAGUCGGACAAGAUGUUCCUAGUGUCUCCUCCUCCGUCGCCGCCUGUCGGCUGGGAAGCGUGCUAUGAGGACCCACCUCACCCUGCACCGGAACUGGACUUAUCCGCCAUGAAAAUAUCAUCCUCGCCAUCAUCCAGCAGAAAAAUGGUGUCGGCGACUAGCAUCGCGGCUGCUCGAGGUGGAGCUUAUGCGAACCCAGUAGCCUUCGAACCACAAAGUGCAAAUAUUAAUACGACCUCAUCAAGCUCCUCUUCGCAUCCCAAUUUGGACACUAUGCUUCUGCUAACUGCUUUCGCUCAUCACUGCAGCCAACCAGGCCAAGUUGUAGAAAUUCUUCCCGAAGACGACGGUAACCCAUCAAUUUUCGUUACCUCAGUCGACGGGCCGUCUUCACGCUCUGACAGUAGACCAGGAGGACCCAUUCCUAGAUCCCCAUGUCCCCCCUAUGCCACGUGGCCUGCGGGGGAAGGGGACGAAGAGGAUGAAGGAGAAGAGCGACCACUGUUUGCACAACCAACGGGAGACGACAUCCCGGUGUACUCGGACAGUGACGGGGAAAAUGAACCAGUCGAGUCGUCGGGAGUUAAGCAAAGGAUGUCGCCCAAUGGGGAUGUAUAAACUCAAAAUUUGCCAAAGUAUAUUCGGCUUCUGCAAUAUUUGCUUAUAAGCAUUUAAACUUGACUGAUUGAUUAUAGCUACUUAACGGAUCUGGGUUGUACGAUUGGUUGUUCUCAAGAGAUCAACUUUCAUUCAUCAUAAAAAACCAUUUCUUGGACGAUUCGUUGAUCAAAAUAAGAUGUAGUACAAGCGCGAUUCUCCGUUUUAUAAGGUAGAUAAAUUAGUAUUUAAUUCCUGUGCUUAGCUAGCAUUCCUCUUUAAAGUGAAAUGUAUAUAAAUUUACUUAUAUUAAGAAAACGAAUGGAGUACCUGAAUAAGUACAAAUUUUGUCUGUCAAAUGACAUUCAGUGUCCUUCAAUUGUAAAAUGUAAUUGAAACACUUUUAUGGUUAGAUUUUCAGCUAACCUUUGAUAUCUUGCAGUCUAAUGGUAAUGUACUGGCUCAAAUACAAUUGAAACUGCAUAUGCUUCAACAGGAGGCGGAGCAAUAAGCAAAAUAGUUCAAGUGCAAGAAUGGGUCCAAGAGCAGAAAAACAGAAAAAUAUUAAUUCUUAUUGGUUUAUAUGGGCUAAUUGAUUACACAAUUAUUAGAAUCGUCAAAAAUACCAAGAAAAUGAAUAAAUAAUGCAUGAAAUGAAUAA